Molecule: messenger RNA, 2358 nt
Organism: Lathyrus sativus (Indian pea)
Lineage: Eukaryota; Viridiplantae; Streptophyta; Magnoliopsida; Fabales; Fabaceae
Source: the annotation of a GenBank genome assembly
AUGUUGGAACAUGUGAGAAGACUAACAACGUUAACACCAACCAUAAACCUCUCCAUUUUAGAGACAAGCUUACGUAGAUGUCAAUUGUUGAACCAAUUCAAGGAGAUUCUGUCACAAAUGAUCCUCACCGGCUUCAUCACAGACACCUAUGCGGCAAGCAGGCUCAUCAACUUUUCUACUCACUCCAAUUUCAUUCCUUUCCAUUACUCUCUCAAAAUAUUCAACCACCUUCACAACCCCAACACCUUUAUUUGGAACACUAUCAUGCGUUCCCACUUAGAGCUUCACAAUUCACCCCAGCAAGCUAUUCAUUUUUACAAGCUCUUUCUCUUUCAGAACACUCCGCCGGAUCAUUACACAUACCCGAUUCUCCUCCGAUCGUGUGCUGCUCGGGUAUCGGAGCAUGAAGGAAAACAAAUUCAUGACCAUGUUGUUAAGUUUGGUUUUGAUUUUGAUGUUUAUGUUAGGAACACGUUGAUUAAUUUGUAUGCUGUUUGUGGGAACAUGGUGAGUGCACGUCAGGUGUUUGAGGAAAGUCUUGUGUUGGAUUUGGUUUCCUGGAAUACUCUUUUGGCUGGUUAUGUUAAUGUGGGUGAUGUUGGGGAGGCGGAAUUUGUGUAUGACCGGAUGCCGGAGAGGAAUACCAUUGCUUCUAAUUCCAUGAUUGUACUGUUUGGGAGAAAGGGUUGUGUUGAGAAGGCGCGGAGGCUUUUUGAUCGGAUUGAAGGGAAGGAUAUGGUUUCUUGGAGUGCGAUGAUUUCUUGUUAUGAACAGAAUGGGAUGUGUGAGGAGGCGUUGGUUUUGUUUGCGAAUAUGAAUGCUUGUGGGGUUAUGGUGGAUGAGGUGGUUGUGGUUAGUGCUAUCUCUGCUUGUACAAGCCUCUCGGUUGUCUGGAUGGGGAGGUCGGUGCAUGGUUUGGCGGCCAAAGUAGGGAUUCAAGAUUAUGUUAGCCUUCAGAAUGCAUUGAUACAUUUGUACUCAAGCUGCGGGGAGAUAUUGGAUGCUCAUAAACUUUUCAAUGGUGGUGUCUUGUUGGAUAUGGUAUCUUGGAACUCAAUGGUUUCUGGGUAUUUGAUGUGCGGUUUAAUUGAGGAUGCUAAGGCAUUGUUUGACUCCAUGGUUGAGAAGGAUGUUGUGUCUUGGAGUGCUAUGAUAUCGGGUUAUGCUCAACAUGGAUGUUUCACAGAGGCUGUGGCUUUGUUUCAGGAAAUGCAGCUUCUUGGAAUUAGGCCGGAUGAGACUGCUUUAGUGAGUGUCAUCUCAGCCUGCACCCAUAUGGCUGCUUUGGACCUGGGCAAAUGGAUUCAUGCAUAUAUAAGUAAAAAUAAAUUUCAGGUUAAUGUCAUUCUGGGCACGACACUUAUAGAUAUGUAUAUGAAAUGCGGAUGUGUUGAAAAUGCUUUAGAGGUUUUCUAUGCCAUGAAGGAAAAGGGAGUUUCUACCUGGAAUGCUCUCAUUCUUGGGUUGGCAAUGAAUGGGUUGGUAGAAAAGUCACUUAACAUGUUUGAAGAUAUGAAAAAAACCAAGACACUUCCUAAUGAGAUAACAUUUAUGGGAGUUCUUGGGGCAUGUCGACACAUGGGCCUAGUGGAUGAGGGUCGCCGCUACUUUAGUUCAAUGACCCAAGAACACAAGAUAGAACCAAAUGUUAAACAUUAUGGAUGUGUGGUUGAUCUUUUAGGACGUGCAGGUUUGCUUAAAGAAGCAGAGGAACUGAUUGAGAGUAUGCCAAUGACACCUGAUGUCGCUACUUGGGGUGCUUUGCUUGGGGCUUGUAGAAAGCACCUUAACAAUGAAAUGGGAGAGAGGUUAGGAAGGAAACUCAUCCAGCUUCAACCUGACCAUGACGGUUUCCAUGUGUUAUUGUCAAAUAUAUAUGCUUCAAAAGGAAAUUGGGGCGAUGUUCUUGAAAUUAGGGGAAAUAUGGUGCACCACGGGGUGGUGAAGAUACCUGGUUGUAGCGUGAUCGAAGCAAAUGGAAUUGUUCAUGAAUUCUUAGCUGGAGAUAAGACACAUCCUCAGAUAAAUGAUAUUGAGCAUAUGUUAGAUGUAGUGGCUGCAAAGCUAAAGAUUGAGGGCUAUGCACCAAUCACAAGUGAGGUUUCAUUAGAAAUAGAUGAAGAGGAGAAGGAAACUGCCCUUUUCAGCCAUAGUGAGAAGCUUGCUGUUGCCUUUGGACUAAUCACUAUACCCCCACAUGCUCCAAUCAGAAUAAUAAAGAAUUUGCGCAUAUGUAAUGAUUGUCAUACUGUAGUAAAGCUAAUCUCCAAAGCAUUUGAUCGUGAAAUUUUUGUAAGGGAUCGUCAUCGCUUUCAUCACUUUAAGCAUGGAUCUUGUUCCUGCUUGGAUUUUUGGUAG